CACCGCUAAAGGCAUAAAUUUACCCAACAUGUUCGCAUCAAACACAAGCCAAAAUCUCACUACCGUAAUAUUAGGACCUUGACCUAACCAUCAACUAUCAUCUUCAUCACUCCCGUAAGCUACAAGGCCCAUUAUCCCAGCUCCCUUUUCCCCAUUCCUCUUCUCUUCCUCCUUCGAUUCUUGAGCAAGCGCCCCCCCUCUCUCUUUUCCGGGGUCCCUCUCCAACGGCUUCUCUCUAGUCGUAGAACUCCUCCUCCUAACCUUAACCCCCAACGUUCUACUAGCCACCUCCUUCCUCCUCCUCUUUUUUCCACUAGCCCACAAAGCCGUAUCCUGAUCUCCACCAUCUCCACCACCAGACUUAUCAGCCUCUGACUGUUGUCUCCGAAAAUCAUCGAGCCGGCUCUCGAGUUCCUCCUUCCGCGCGUCUUCAACCGCCUUUUCUGUUUUCAGAAUUGAGUCCUGCACCAAUUAAUCUCAAGAGCGCUCGAAGAACUUCAGUGGGGAGGGGGGGGGUGUACCAGAUAGUCCACAUCAUCCUCGUCCAGUGUCUUGAACUGGUUCUUGAACUUCAACUUCUCUUCAAACUCUUCCUGCUUCUUUGCUACCAAUUCACCACGAUUAGCGACUCUCCCUUUGUAUGGAGACAGCGCAAUACCUUUAUUCGCUUGUAGGAUCUCGUACAAGCUUCGCUCGUCCUGCGCUUCCUCCUCUUUCGGCUUCCUUGCCGCUUCAACAGCCUCCUGGGCGGCACUCCAUGGGUCAAGGCGAGGGGGCUCGUUAGACGUGUCUUCUGGAAUGGCGGUACCGGCGGAGACAAAUCCGGAGGACAUUAUUGACGUGAAAGUUGACGUUUAGUUCACCGCGAUGGCCAUGGAUGACAUUUAGUCAUCACGGAAGUAACCGUAGAGCCGCAUUCUUGGCACUUUCCCUCUCAGGCACAGAAUGGGGCAAGAGUGGACGGAACAUUUAUUUGAGUCUAACCUGCCCAAGGUAUACCUGUCAGUUCCUAUUACUAGCAAGGAUCCUUAUUAUUAUUAUUAUUGAAUCCUCUAAUUUAUCUGCAAUCUAAUCUACAGGGAAAUGAUGGCAAGUGCCCGACGACCGGCACCUCACGAAGUGGAUGACUUGGUGGAUGGAACAUGGCUACCUAGGUUUGGGCGUCCCGGCAAGCCUCCCAGAGGAGAUGAGAUUAAAGCUGGUUUUGGGAACCUGUUUGAUGAGGGUGUUGUGGUGGAAGAGAAUGGGAAACGGACCACGGAGAGCAUUGGAUAUAAAGAGGUGUUGAUAUGAAAGGGCGUUGGUUUUUCGUGGAGGAAGAGAAAACAGAAUGCAAAGCUUGUAGGAAGAGAUUUUGGGCUGGAAGCUCAGGAAAGAAGGGUGGAUCUGAGUUGCCCAAACACCUAAGGAGAAUUGAAGCCUCCAAGGAGUUUAGAGAGAAACGGGAGACCUAUGAGGACCAUAUGAGGCGCUCGCUGAUGCCUAAGUGGUCGUUUGUUGGGCGUCUGGGGCGAACUAAUUGUGGGAAGUGCCGGGGGGCUUGUGGGACAGGGGAGAAUUUGGGAUUGCACAGAGGACGGAUAAAAAUUGUUAUGAGGUGAUAGAGGGAUUGCGUGAGGAGCAGGCUCCUCGUGGAGAUGUUGAUUGAGUCUGUCUAGUAAUCUGUUUUGUUUCAUUUUGUUUGGGGGUUCCAUUGUGGAGGAGUGAUUGCGAGACCGGCCUGACGGUGGUAGCGUUUUGCGGUUAUUGGUGUUCCUGCCAGCCAACCUUGACUUUGGCUAUGAGAGUAGGUGAAAGAUUGUGUUGGGUUGGCCUAGAAUACCUCAUGGAAUGCAAUGGCUUGGGAUAGAGGACCAGAAUUGGAAUGCUUCCCGGUAGUUUAGUGCCGAAUAUAGUUUAUUGCCUAAAUCAUGGCCUAAAAAACCCCAA
Molecule: messenger RNA, 1929 nt
Organism: Tuber aestivum (summer truffle)
Lineage: Eukaryota; Fungi; Ascomycota; Pezizomycetes; Pezizales; Tuberaceae
Source: the annotation of a GenBank genome assembly